Linum tenue is the source of this 1836-nucleotide messenger RNA. The record is from the annotation of a GenBank genome assembly. NCBI's taxonomy places the organism in Eukaryota, Viridiplantae, Streptophyta, Magnoliopsida, Malpighiales, Linaceae.
AUGAUCCUCAACAACUGCACCAUCCAUCGAAACGACUACUCUCGAUUUCAUUGGCGAAGGAAAGCCGGUACGACUGAAUCCCCUUAUUCUUCUUCUGCUUCUGCUUCUGCUUCUUCCACAGCUCCUCUCUCGUCUCACUUCGCCUCCAAUCGAACUAGCCCUCGUACCUCCAAUUCUGCCAGUUUCGCCAGCGUAGACGAUGCACUGGAUUCAAUUAACAGGAUGCUCCACAUGAAUCCCAGGCCUUCAAUUCUGCAAUUUAACCGGUUAGUGUCUUCUCUUCUCAGAAUGAAUGCCUUCCAGGCUGCCUCGGAUGUGUUUAAACAAAUGGAACUAGCUGGAGUUCCCCUUAGUAUUUACUCGCUUAACAUGCUGAUUGGUUGCUUCUGCAAAUUGGGUAGUGUGGGUUUUGGCUUCUCAGUUUUGAGCAAAACUUUCAAACUUGGUUUUCAACCUGAUGUUGUCACGUUCAAUACAUUGAUCGAUGGGCUAUGUAAAGUUGGAAAAGUCAUUGAGGCUGUGAGGUUGGCUGAUAAAAUCAGGAUUCUGGGGUGUCCACUGGAUGUGGUCACUUACAACACAAUCAUAUGGGGACUGUGUAGGGCAGGACAGACAAGUACUGGACUUGAAUUGCUCGGAAAAAUGGAAGAGUUUGGGUGUGAACCUGAUGUGGUUAGUUAUAGCACAGUCAUCGAUAGCCUCUGUAAGGAUGGAAUGGUAUCGAAAGCUUUGGACAUGUUUCUCGAGAUGAGGGAUAAGGAUAUUUUGCCAAAUGUUGUUUCUUACAAUUGCUUGAUUUCUGGUUUAUGUAUCUCAAGCCAAAGGAAUGAAGCUAUGAAGUUGUUGAAUGAAAUGAUGGCAAAUAAGAUCAUGCCUUGUGUAGCUACCUUCAACAUGAUGAUUAAUGCUUACUGUAAGAAGGGAGAUGUUCUGGAGGCUAAAGCUAUUGUCAAAAUGAUGAUUGAAAGAGGACUGUUGCCAGAUGUCAUCACUUACAAUUCGUUGAUGGAUGGGUAUUGUUUGCGCAACGAAUUAGACAAAGUUGAACAGUUAUUUGAUUUCAUGGUGAACAUGGGAUGCAAACCUGACGUUUAUAGUUAUAGUGUUAUGAUUCAUGGAUAUUGUAAUGCUCAGAGGAUGGAUGAGGCUGAAGAAUUAGUUAACGAUAUGCUUGAGUGGGAUUUGAAUCCAAAUACAGUUAUAUAUAAUACUCUCAUUACGGGAUUUUUCCGAGCAGAGAGACUGAAAGAUGCACACAGGCUUCUAAAAAAAAUGCACAUUCAAGGUUUCUCCCCAACUAUCGUGACAUAUGGAAGUUUGUUACAUGAUUCGUGUAGGCGAGGUGAUGUUGACGCCGCACUGGCUCUAUUUCAAGCAAUGGAAAAUAGCCAGUUGAAGCCUAAUGUUGUUUUGUAUACCACUCUUAUCGAUGGGUUGUGGAAAGCAGGGAGGGCUCAGGAAGCAAAGGACAUGUUCUUGAGGCUAUCGAAAGACAAUUCCUUACGACCUAGUACCCAUACUUAUAGCGUAACAAUUGGUGGGCUUUGUAGACAAGGUUUGGUAGAUGAAGCAUAUGAUCUGUUCCGAAAAAUGGAACUGGAUGGUUGUCUACCAGAUAGUUUCUGUUAUAACAGAAUUAUUCAUGGAUUUCUUCAUGACAAGGACCCACAUGAAGCAGUGGCCCUUAUUCAGGAGAUGGUCUCUAAAGGUUUCUCCGCUGACACAACCACAAUGUCCUUGCUUAUACAAGUAUUGCCCAAAAAUCAGUUGAAUCAUCCGCUUGUCCAAAAGCUGCUGAAUGGUCCAGAUAUCAACAUUCAGGAAAUAGAGUCUUAA